AUGGCCGACAACGAUGCAUUCCAGCCAGUCAUUAUUGGCGAUUCCAGUGAAUUUUUAUCUCCCACACGAAAGGGAGAGAAGCGUGAGUCUUUAGAUGUUGAUCUCGCUCCAAAACAAAGACUAUCAAGAGUUACUUACCCUGAUCUUGACAACCUCGUUAAAGACACAAUGGAUAGAUUCUCAAAUCUAGAAAUAUCAAAUCAAACAUAUCGAAAACAUUCUACAGGAAAUCGUAGCCAAUCUGUGAGCUCUGAAGACGUUCCACCAUUACCCAAAAGACCUCCACCUCAGUCCUCCAAAUCAUUCAGCUUUUCUGAAUCGUCAUCUCUAACUCCAUCUAGAUGUGUCGUCACCGAUUUAGAUCAAGCGAUGCAGCAACGUGAUGAACAAAAACUUCAAGCAUUGUUCGGAGAUAAUCUUCCAAAUAAAUCACCAAAGGAAAACACUUCUGAAAAGAAAAGCAAAAAAACCGUACCAGAUGAUGAACUUGAAACAGACUUAGAUGACAUAGGAGAUGAUUUUAAACUUUCUAAUAUUCUAACAAAAUCUCCAGCAGAAGAAGUGAAAGCUUCUCCAGAGCCAAAGCCAAAACUAAAAGCUGACAUACGAAAAAAAGAUUACUUUAUGCCGACUGAAAAUUUAGAAGAUGCUGUAAAAUGGCCUGAAAAUUGUCCCAGGAUUCUUAGAUUUGGUCAAAAAGAAGUUUUUGAAGGUCAGAUGUUAUUACGAUGGUUCAGUUCUGCUAUUUCUAAAGAUCAUUAUUUACAUUUGAUCUUAACUAAACAUGAUAUCAGAGUUAUCUUCUCUCAGUUUACUACCUAUUUAUUAGCUGCUGGUGUUAUAUGUGAACAUGAUCCAGGUCCGCUCCAUACUGUUUUUAAGGUGAAUGUUACACAACACAAGAAAGAAUGUCAAAGAACUCAAAAGUAUAUCUGA
Lottia gigantea (owl limpet) is the source of this 936-nucleotide messenger RNA. RefSeq lists its product as hypothetical. NCBI's taxonomy places the organism in Eukaryota, Metazoa, Mollusca, Gastropoda, Lottiidae. The transcript is spliced from 3 exons. The record is from RefSeq and is a predicted model, not a curated record. The coding region runs from base 1 to 936 and encodes 311 amino acids.